UUAGUAAAUGAAUGCAAGGAAAAGUGGAGAAACGUCAGAUCGUCUUUCCUGAGAAGUUUGAAACCACCUCUAUGCGGAUCAAAAACGAAAAAGCCGUAUUAUUUAAAAGAAUAUUUACAGUUUAUAUUACCCUUCGUUAAACCGUUAAGUAACGUAGAAAGCUCAGGUGAUAUUCCUGAGUUUGAAUUUGCAAAUACGGAUUCAACAGAUUCAGUAGACGUUACUAAUGCCAGUCUCAGUGAAGAUGCAGACACUGUAGACAUCAAAAUUGAAUCAACUACUUUAACAUUACCAGAAGAAGAACGAUCAACCCGUUCUCGGCCUCCACCUCAAACAAUGAGUCAUCGUCGCAAACGUUCAACGCCCGAUGAUGAAGAAACUUUCUUAGAUUACUUGAAAAAUAAAUCUAAAAGAUAUCACACUGAAGAGACAACGAACCAAAUUUGUAAAAAUGAGUCUAUUCGUUACUUUCUACUCAGUUUGUUACCCGAAUUUGAAACAAUGACUGAUGACCAAAUAAGAAUGUUUAAAAUUAAAGUUAUGAUGCUCAUCAGUGAUAUGAAGUCAAAGCCAGAUCAAGGGAAAAGUAGUCCAUUUUAUUCAGAUUCGUGAACUAUACUUUGAAUCUUAAAUUAGUUAGAUGUAAACCAAAAUAGAUAAUAAUGAAAAUGU
Anoplophora glabripennis (Asian longhorned beetle) is the source of this 672-nucleotide messenger RNA. RefSeq lists its product as uncharacterized. The record is from RefSeq and is a predicted model, not a curated record. Gene Ontology annotation, molecular function: DNA binding. NCBI's taxonomy places the organism in Eukaryota, Metazoa, Arthropoda, Insecta, Coleoptera, Cerambycidae. The transcript has a single exon. The annotation marks the transcript as partial.